ACGGCAAUGUCGCGCCAGCAUUUGACGUGCGGGCGAGCCUGGGGGGUGCGGGGAUGAUGGCAGGGGCGGCGAAGGUGGACGAGCAGGAAAUGGAUCAUCAGAUGAAGGACAGCGGGAGGGACAUGGCGGCUGAUGGAGCGCACAACGACGGGGACGACCAGGACGUGCUUGACAAUGCCGACAGCCAGGCGGAUGGAAAGGAAGCGAACCAGCAGCAGCGGCAGAAGCGGACCCACUGGCCGAAGGACGACGAGAAGAUGCGAUCUCUUGUGCUCAAGGUCGCCAAGGCGUGGCUCCGUCAACCCGAUCACUCCUCUGAGGGGCAGGUACAGCAGUGGUGCCGCCUGAAGCACCAGCUUUCGAUGAGAUGAUACGCAAGUUCCGAGUCCGCCAGAUACAAGGGAACACGUACCCGCCA
Guillardia theta CCMP2712 is the source of this 418-nucleotide messenger RNA. RefSeq lists its product as hypothetical. The annotation marks the transcript as partial. The record is from RefSeq and is a predicted model, not a curated record. The transcript has 2 exons. Lineage: Eukaryota; Cryptophyceae; Pyrenomonadales; Geminigeraceae.